Thrips palmi is the source of this 3126-nucleotide messenger RNA. RefSeq names its product centrosomal protein of 104 kDa. The record is from RefSeq and is a predicted model, not a curated record. Gene Ontology annotation, cellular component: cilium. The transcript has 11 exons. The coding region runs from base 79 to 3126 and encodes 1015 amino acids. Lineage: Eukaryota; Metazoa; Arthropoda; Insecta; Thysanoptera; Thripidae.
GCGGGGCGCGGCGAAGAGACCACCCCCUGCUGGACUUGGGCAGUCUCGCGGUGUUUACCAGGACAGCGCCAUGUAGCUAUGCCGCACCAGAUCCCCUUCACUGUCGUCUUCGCCUCAGGCGAGGAGGAGCGCCAUCCGGCCAGCGAGCUGAACCGCCAUGAGCCCACGGUGCGGGGCUGGCAGUCGGCGCGCCACUGCAAGUACCCCCAGGAGCUGGUGCUGCGCCUGCAGCGGCCGUCCGCCAUCCGCAGGGUGCAGGUGCUCGCCCACCAGUGCCUCAUCCCGGAGAGGAUCGAGCUGUGGGUGGGCACCUAUGACAGCUGGCGCGGCGGGGCGGGCGGGGCCGCCCAGAACGGCCACCCGGCGGCGGAAGGCGACGCCGAGGACGGCGACCGGGACAAGGACGACAAGGACGAGGUGGACGCGGACACCACGCCCUUCCAGUACCUGGGCUUCAUCACGCUCUCCGACAACCAGGGCACGGGCUUCAAGUCGCGCGAGCUCAAGUCCGUGAGCGUGCCGCCGUGCGCGGGCAGCUACCUCAAGAUCCGGCUGCACCGCAACCACUCCAACCAGUACAACAGGUACAACCAGGUGGGCCUGAUCGCCGUCAACAUCCUGGGCGACGAGACGGACGCCGUGACGGCCAGCAACGGCAAGCUCAGCAGCCCCGCCUCGGACGGCCCGGGCCAGGGCCAAAGCGACGCCGCCGCCUCGCCCUACGACGACCUGGCCUUCCAGAUGUACGUGGACGAGGACGCCGCCAGGAUCAUCCGCGACAUGGAGGCCCGCAAGGCCGCCGCCGUGCAAGACGAGAGGUUCGAGUACGCGCGCAAGCUGAAGGCGGCCCAGGCCCAGCUGCACGCGGGUGGCGAGCGGCUCGCCAGGAUGACGCUGGACAAGAGGGCGGCCAUCGCCGCCGAGGACUACGGCAGGGCCAGGACGCUCAAGGCCACCAUCGACCAGCUGCGGGAGCGCCUGUACAAGGAGCUGGCCGUCGACGACCUCCUGGAAAAGGACGGGCCCAUCAGCAAGAACGACGAGAGCCCCGACGACGAGUCCUCGGUGGACGGCGGCAGGCCGGUGGACGAGCCCGAGGUGCCCCUCCCUGAGCCCCGGCAGCCCCUCGGCACGGGCCCCGCGUCCCCCAUGCACUGCGGGGUGCAUCGCAGCACCGCCACGCCGAGCCCCACGCCCACGACGCCCGCCAGGGGAAGCGGACUCCCCCGGCCCGUCGUAAACCCCCCCGCCAAGGAGGCGCCGCCGGCGGUGCGCAGCGGCGGCGCGGCGGCCCAGCUGGUGCAGCGCAGGCGAAUGAAGUCCGCCCCCGCCACGCCGGUCAGCACCCUGGGCCACGCCGCCGCCCCCAGCCCCGGGCCGGCGGGCGGGGCCUGCACGCCCACGGCCAGGAGCAGAUACGAGGACUACGAGGAGCGGGCGCUCCCGGCCCUCCGGCACGGCCCCACCCCGGAGCCCGAGCACGACCGGCCGCGCUCCAAGCUCAACGAGCGCGAGCGGAAGCAGGCCGCGCUGCCCAUCUCCGUGUUCGGCGUGGAGAUGGUGGAGAAGUUCUACUCGAAGCACUUCGCCGACAAGGAGGAGGGCCUGCGCCGCCUGCGCGCCGUGCUGUGCGACGAGGGCCGCGCCACGCCGCAGCCCAACAAGAAGGCCAGGGCCGCCAUCUUCCUGCUGCACCGCGCGCUCAGGGACAAGGUCUUCUCCGUGUACAGCCUGGCGGCCGAGGUGAUCCGCCUCUUCUUCACCAACUUCGUGCCGGACAGGGUGUCGUCGGCCGAGGUGGCGCGCUCCGUGGACCGCCUGCUGCCCGAGCUGCUGCUCAAGUCCGGCGACUCCACGCCCCGCAUCCACAACAUGGCCGUGCACACCAUCCUCAGCAUCGCCGACGUGGAGCAAGUCAGGUCCCUGAACGUGAUUCCCGCCACGCUGACGAGGCCCCUGCAGGCCGCCACGCACCCGCGCCUCGCGCUCAGCCGGCUGGAGAUGGUGGAGCAGCUGAUCCUGAGCCACGGCAUCUCGCAGCCCGGCACGGGCGGCUCCAGGGGCAGCGGCCGCGACAAGCCGGGGUCCGCGACGGGCGGCAGCGGCAUGACCUGCCGCACCCUGGCCGAGCUAGGCGCGCAGGGCCUGCAGCACCCCGCCGAGGCCGUCCGCAAGGUGGCCGAGAGGGUCCUGGUGCUGGUGUACCGCGUCAACCCCCGCCUCGUCCGCAAGCAGCUGCCCCCCGACGACGACAUCACCCGCAGGAACCUCCUGUACCGCCAGCUGUUCACCGACUUCGACGCCAUCGACGUGCAGAGGAAGCGAGAGAUGCAGGAGCGGCAGCGGGGGGAGAGCAGCGGGUCCGGGUCGCCCGCGCCCCGCCCGGCGGGCCAGGGCUGGGUGCCGCCGUCGGCCAUGAGCGCGUCCUGGCACCAGGGGCAGGGCGGCGGCCUCGGCGGCGUCCUGGGUGGCGCCACCCUGUCGCCCGCGCCGUCGCCGCGGCCCGGGCUGCGUCGCCACGCCGCCAUGGGGGCCAUGACGGCCUCCAUGAGCGCGUCCAUGUGCGCGUCCUGGACCAACGGCUCGUCUGGCGCCAAGAGCGGGUCCUCGUCGUCCUCCUCGGGCGCGUCGUCGCUCGCGUCCCCGACGGAGGCUUCAGCGGAGGCGGCGGCGCGGCGCGGGGAUGCCGACGUCAAGUCGUGCGACUUCUGCGGCGCGGUGUCCGAGACCUUCUCCUCGGACGAGGGCCUCAACUCGCACUACUGGCGGGCGUGCCCACUGCUCACGCGCUGCAACGAGUGUCAGCAGGUGGUGGAGAUCGCCUGCUUGGCCGUGCACCUUACAGAGGAGUGCGAAUUGCGGGCACUGUACCGACGGUGCGGUGGCUGCACCGAGGCCGUGCCGUUGCAACGCAUGCAGCUGCACGUGUCGUCGUGCGUCCCGCUGGGCCCGCAGUGUCGCCGCUGCCCGCUGUGCCACACGGACGUGCGGGUGACCGACGCGGCGUGGCGGUCGCACCUCAUGGGCCCCACGGCCAAGCUCUGCGCCGCCCACCCCCGCCUCAAGUACGCCCGCGCCGUCCGCGCCCCCGCCCCGCCCGCCGUGACCGCCCCGCCCGCGCCAUAG